AUGGAAAUCAAAGGGCCCAUGGUGUUUUCUGCAGAGGCCUCCCUGUCUUCUUCAGCUCCGGCUGGUCCAUGGGGGCACUCCUUGUACUCAUCAUUUACCUACAUGUCAAACAUUGUGCACCCCCGGGUCCGCAGAAGCACACUCACCAGAUUCAACCCAGGCCACAUUCUGCCUCAGGUUCAGAGUGUGGCACCUCCGUCUGCAUUUGGGGUCAAAUUUCACAAGUGUGCACAGGUGAAGCGUGACACUGAUCCCCCUCAGCUGACAUUCUUCCUGCUGAUUCACAACAUGGGCCCAGUCGGCGGUACCAACCUGUCUCAGGUGGCUAUCCGGGACUCCCUUUCUGGAAUAAUCCCACUAAAAACUGAAGGCAGGAUGGUGGAAAGAGGCUACCAGACAUUUGCCAUUGAUUCACUGUCUGCUGGCUCUCAGAUUAUUGUCAAUUAUACUGCUGACAUAAGGAGUCAUAAGAGUGAAGUCCUGGACCUUCCAGCUUUUCUCACCUUCUCUAAUGCCUCACAGAAUGAUGUCAGUAUGUUUGGUCCGCUAACAGCUAAUCUAACACUGAGGGUGAACUCCACUGACAGGAUCUAUCCUAACCACGGUGUCCAUUUUGCUGGAUUUGUUGCUGGGUUCUUUGUCACUUUGGUGCUGCUGUUGCUUGGGUUUCUGGCCAUGAACCUGAUAGGCCUCAGAACCAGGCUGAGCCUUCUUCAGCAAAGGAGAAAAAGAAAGGAUUCAGACCCAGAGUAUGCAGACUGCAACAUGAGUGAGACAGUUAAAGAUGAGGCAACAUUUGAAGACAAGAUGGUGGACAUCAUGGUGCUCGAGGAUCCCCAGAACAUGUACCAGGCUUUGGAGAACCUUGAAAUGUCUACACUGCUGCGCGCCACCAACAACCUGGAGGCCACCCGCAUUCAGAUCUACAAGGAUGUGAUAUCCUCCCUGCUGGGCGGCCUAAGGUCCCGGGGCCAGGCCAGCACCCAGGCCCAGCAGAGGCUCCUCAGUGUGCUCCACGGACAGCUGCUAGGCAUGGAGGGGCGGCUGAAGGAGGAGCGCGGGGCCCGCAUGGCUGCCCUGGCUGGCCAGUGUAACCUGGAGACUCGGGAAGAAAUGGAAGCAGAGCACCGCAGGGAAGCAGCUGAGAAAGCCCAGGCCGAGCUGCUGUGCCAACAUGCAGACCAACAGGAGCUCCUCCAGUGCAGUGUCCUCCUGGAGAAGCUGCACAAAAUGAGCCAGAGUCAGCUCCAACGCAUCCUGUUGGUCCGACAUGAAGAAGCCUCAGCGAAGGUCCAGAGGCAGAUAAUCGAGUGGCGCCGGGUGGAGCUGCACAAGAUCUUCUCUGAGGAGCUGGAGGAGGCCACCAGGAUGGGCGAGUUGGAGAAGACCACAGCCAAGAGUCUUCAGCAUGAUUAUUUUACCUGUCAGGAUCAGCUAGAAGAGGUUCUGGAUGUGGUCCUUGCCAAUCAGCGCUAUGUUCUGGCUGAACGGCAUGCACAGAGGAAGUUCCUGGUGCACAGCCUCCACAGCCUCAACAGCCUGAUUUCUGACACCUUCUCCAGCACCUCCAGCAACUUGGACAGCUGGUUCACGCACAUCAGGAGAGGGAGCACAGUGCCUGCAGAGCAGAUAGACCAGCUGCAGGAGAAGGCCCAGAAAGAACUGGUGAUGGUGAGGCAGAGACUGGAUGAAGCACUGAGCCAAGAGAGAAGAGCCAUGCGCUGUGGCCUGAUUAAGAAGAGGAGGGAGCUCAUCUCUGAAAUGCUGAGGGUCCACAAGCAGAGACAGAAGGAUCUGUCGGGCCUGUCCAAGAGUCUGGAGGGAAGGAUAGAAGUAGCCCAGAACCUGCACUGUUGGCAGAACUUACUGACGGCUCACAGCUUGGAGCUAGCUGAGCUCAUCAACAACCUGGAUGAAGAGGCUACUGCUGAUAUCCGCAAGGUGACCAUGCGUGUGAUCCAAGGUGCCAUAGCAGAGGUCAAAGCCAUUCAGCCUUCUGCAACCCAGGCACUGCUGACAUCCUUGCCUCCAGGGACGCAGCGCUCUCUGCUGCAGGUAGAACCAGAGCAAGGAGCAGGACAGGCCCAGGGACAAGGAGCGAGCGCUCUUCUGCAGGGCCAGGAGAGGCUCCACCAGGAAGGCAAGGCAGCUCUACGCACCCUGAGCUGCACCAGGGAGGCACUGAGGGAAGCCAUGGAGAGAGAGCUGCAGGAGCAGAGGGAGAUCAGGGAACACUACAGAGCUUUCUUUGGGUGUUUGUGUUCGUCUCAGCUGACUCUGUCUGAAGAUGACAGGCUGAGGAUGAAACUGGAGUUCCAGAAGUGUCUGUCUGUGAUGGACCGCUGCCUGGUGCUGCCCCACGCUGCCUCCAGAACCAAACUCCACACUUCCCUGGCAUCUUGGAGAAAGGACAGUGAGAAACAGAUGACAAAUAUGCAGUCGAAGGGGAAAACCAGCAAGGCCAGACAGAAAACAGACACAUCUGACCUGCUGCUUUUCCAGAAAUGGCUUGAGGACAGGAUCCAACUGUUUGAGAAGGAGAAGGAGAUGGAGAGCAGUGUCAUGAACAAGGUGUUAGAGGAGAUGCAGAGGGAGAGAGAGGAUGAUCUUCGCUCUCAGGCGGAUAGCCUGGCGAUUCAGAUGGCUACCAUCCACUACCAGAAGGCUGAGAGGAGGACCAAAGUGUUGGAGACCUCCAGAGCCAUGCUCACCCUGCACGGCCUGCUCAUUCAACAGCUCAGAGAGAGAAAGAGCCUGGAGAGACAAGACAUGGCCCAGAGUAUACAGAGCCACUGCUUGGGCCUAGAGGAAGCAGAGCAACAGCUUCAGAAGGAGAGGACAGAGUUGGACAGCCUGGAGGUGUCUCAGGCCAGAGUCGAGUCAAAUAAAGCAUGCAGACAGGACUCUGAUGACAGGGAGGAGGACAGUGAGGAAGGACGAGCGUUUCAGCUGCAGCAGGAUUGCAGGAUGACGUCUAUCCUCCAGGAGGCUCUCUACAAGUGUGAUCAGGUCAUUGCACUGUUGGCUGAGAGGUUGCAAGAAAUGACAGCCAAGAAUCAAGUCAUGGAAGAUUUAAAAGAACAAAUGGAGCUCAAGAGACUUUAUGCAAACUGCGACCAGGAUCUGGAGUUUGCAUCUCACUUGGUGAAGCAGAGUCAGGUGUCUGCAGAGGUUCUCCUGGAGGCCCUGCGUCUCCUCCUCCCCACCCUGCCUGAAAGCGAACUCCUUUCCAUCACUGACGCACUCUGCCCCAAACAGCACCCUGUUUCAUCGUCGGCAGAACAGGAACAGACGGGGUGUGCUCUGGGGUGUAAUCGACUUCUUCCUGUCAGACUGAGGGAAGACGUGGUGCAUAAAAAUAUGCGAAAUAUGCCGAGCUGCACUGUGGACAGAGAGAGAGUCCAGGAAAAGAGGCAGAGUCUGAUGGAAAAACUGCUCCCCAGAUCCCGUCUUCUGCUUCCAAGAGAUGUUGAACCACGGCUGCCUGAAGAGAAAGGAAGGGAGGACAGUUUCACCAAAGCACAACAGCCUAUUUAUAAAUCAACCGUAGCUGAAGACACGGUAAUACAGCAUCAGAGUGACUCUGCAGAAGGAAAGGUUGGGGCCACAGUGAAUGAAACAUUGCACAGCUGUUCAGGGGAUUACAUGACUUCAGCCUCUGCCAGCUCUGCACCGGGCAGCCCUGCAGCUGGAGGAAGGUUGUUUGUGUUUCGCGAUCCACCUGAAUCAUGUGACAGUGUGUCUGUCCCCAAGAGAAAAAGGAAGAGGAAUUUCCUCAAUCUGAAGAAAGGCUCAGUGGCCCCAGCAAACCUAUCUUGAGAUUUACAGACUUUGUGUUUUGCAAGGUUUUUUUAUGAUGAAGAUGAUGAUACUAAAAUACAAAAUAAACCAGUAGUUUCGCUGUGUAGCAAAAAAAUAGCACAUUUUCUUGUAUGUAGCAUCUGGCUUUAUUUUUGAGUAAA
This is a messenger RNA of Seriola dumerili (greater amberjack), 3962 nucleotides long. RefSeq names its product EvC ciliary complex subunit 2 (gene evc2). The record is from RefSeq and is a predicted model, not a curated record. The coding region runs from base 1 to 3819 and encodes 1272 amino acids. NCBI's taxonomy places the organism in Eukaryota, Metazoa, Chordata, Actinopteri, Carangiformes, Carangidae. Gene Ontology annotation, cellular component: plasma membrane protein complex; ciliary membrane. Gene Ontology annotation, biological process: smoothened signaling pathway. The transcript has 21 exons.